Molecule: messenger RNA, 459 nt
Organism: Papaver somniferum (opium poppy)
Lineage: Eukaryota; Viridiplantae; Streptophyta; Magnoliopsida; Ranunculales; Papaveraceae
Exons: 1
Coding region: 1-459 (152 amino acids)
Source: RefSeq, a predicted model, not a curated record
AUGGGUUAUUUCUUAGCUGAUGGUAUCUAUACAAAGUUUAUUACAAUUGUACAAGCUUUUAGUCAGACAUUGGAAAUUCCCGAGUAUGUAAGAUCCAACAAGUAUCAAAUGGCUAAAAGAAAGGAUGUCGAGCGUGCUUUUGGGGUGCUUCAGGGUAAAUUCAGAAUUGUCGGAUCACCAUGUAAGUAUUGGCAACAGUCUGACUUGAACCUGAUUAUGAAAUGUUGUCUUAUUUUACACAACAUGAUUAUCGAGCAUGAACGUCGGGAUACGGAUUGGGGCAGAGUUUCUCUUGUUCCGAUUCCGGAACCUACCAAUAAUGGUCGUGUAUUUAUGUCAUCUCUGAAAAACCUAGAAAUGCACCUACAACUAAGAAAUGAUCUUGUCAAGCACAUUGUUGCGCGUCCUGGAAGAGGAGGCCAGGCAGGGGACUUGUCUAGUUUGGAGGUUCAGAUAUGA